AACUUUUUGAUGCUUUUUCGAGAAGUUUGUAAGCACAUAUCAGGUUAGUAUUGUUCAGAGAGUCAAAACUAUAACUUAAAAGAUGUCGGAAGAAACAAAGAAAAUCGACCUGUCUGGCGACGGAGGUGUACUCAAGGAAAUACUUAAAGAGGGCACUGGCGACGAGACGCCUUACACCGGCUGCAAGGUUUCACUUCACUAUACCGGCAGACUUGUUGACGGCACCGAGUUUGAUUCUAGCGUGGGUCGCAAUGAGCCAUUCGAAUUUGAAUUGGGAAAAGGACGCGUCAUCAAGGCCUUUGACAUGGGUGUCGCCACCAUGAAGCUGGGCGAACGCUGUUUUCUAACAUGUGCUCCGAACUACGCUUACGGGGCUGCUGGCAGCCCGCCAAGCAUUCCACCAGACUCGACGCUUAUAUUUGAGCUGGAAAUGUUGGGCUGGAAAGGGGAAGAUCUCAGUCCAAAUCAAGAUGGCAGCAUUGAGCGUACAAUUCUCGAGCAAAGCGACAAAAAGCGAACACCCAGUGACGGAGCAUUUGUUAAAGCUCACAUUUCUGGAAGCUUCGAUGGUCGUGUGUUCGAGGAACGUGACGUGGAAUUUGAUUAUGGCGAAGGCAGUGCCAUUGGCAUAAUCGAAGGAGUUGAACUUGCUCUAGAGAAAAUGAAUGUUGGCGAAACAUCCAAAAUCAAAAUCCAACCAAAAUAUGCAUUCGGUGCCAAGGGCAACGACGCCUUUAAUAUACCACCAAACUCAGUUGUUGAGUAUACAGUGAAGCUAAUUGAUUGCGGCAAGGGCCUGGAGGAAUGGAAGUUGAGCGACAGCGAGCGCGUGGCAGAGGCUAAAGUAUACAAGGAAAAGGGCACCAACUAUUUCAAAAAAGAGAACUAUGAGCUGGCCAUUAAGAUGUACAAUAAAUGCAAAAAUCUGCUGCCCAGCAUCAAGGACAACAGCAGCGAUGAGGUCAAGGCACUUAAAGUGGCCACACACAGCAACAUCGCACUUUGCCAUCAGAAGUGCAACGAUCACUUCGAGGCCAAGACAGAGUGUAAUGCUGUACUGGAGCUGGAUGAGAACAAUGUUAAGGCUCUAUAUCGGCGCGGACAGUGCAACUUGAUUAUAAAUGAACUUGAAGAUGCAUUGGCAGAUUUUCAGAAAGUUAUACAAUUGGAGCCUGGUAACAAGGCUGCUGCUAAUCAUGUUGUUAUUUGUAAGCAAAAGAUAAAGCAAAACAAGGAUAAAGAGAAGAAGUUGUACGCAAAUAUGUUUACCAAAUUGGCGGCUAACAGCAACGAGACGGAGCCACCACGCGAAACAGAUGUGCUGGACAAGUGUGGUGAAUGGUCGGAGGAGGAUGCAAAACGAGAAGCUGAUUUAACUUUGGAGCGGGAGAAUGUUAUUAUGAUUUAAAUUUAAAAACAUAA
Molecule: messenger RNA, 1422 nt
Organism: Drosophila navojoa
Lineage: Eukaryota; Metazoa; Arthropoda; Insecta; Diptera; Drosophilidae
Gene: Fkbp59
Product: FK506-binding protein 59kD
Molecular function (GO): protein binding; peptidyl-prolyl cis-trans isomerase activity
Source: RefSeq, a predicted model, not a curated record